GCACUGCAACUUCUCCGAUUGGCUAUUCCUGAGCUACCUUGCGAAGAAUUUAGACAGCAUGGUAUUCAGAGAAAUAUUCGUGGGAUUGGCGGAAGAAAUAGAGGGCAAGAAACCUAAUAAGGAAAGACUGCUGAAUGAAUCAGAUGGAGAAGUAGAUCCCGACGCCACAUUGAAAGCUAGUUAG
Acanthoscelides obtectus is the source of this 184-nucleotide messenger RNA. The record is from the annotation of a GenBank genome assembly. Lineage: Eukaryota; Metazoa; Arthropoda; Insecta; Coleoptera; Chrysomelidae.